Messenger RNA from Spinacia oleracea (spinach), 1872 nucleotides. RefSeq lists its product as uncharacterized. Gene Ontology annotation, molecular function: syntaxin binding. NCBI's taxonomy places the organism in Eukaryota, Viridiplantae, Streptophyta, Magnoliopsida, Caryophyllales, Amaranthaceae. The coding region runs from base 282 to 1673 and encodes 463 amino acids. The record is from RefSeq and is a predicted model, not a curated record. The transcript has 12 exons.
AAAAUAAAACCACAAAUGAAUUCUCUAUCUCCUCAAACUUAAACUCGCAACUGCUCUUCAUCUCCUUCCUCUUCUUCCUCCUCCUCCCGCCACCGGUGUUCUGAUUGCCUCCGCCUCCUCUAAAACCCUAACUACUCUCCUUCGUCAAAACCACCCUCUUUUAGUUGUAUCACCACCUCUAGUAAGCGGCGCCUAUACCAUUGUGGAUUUUCAAUUUGGGAAACUUCCGACCACCUUUUCUUAUCUGCCGCUGCUAUACUCGGCGUUGACGACAGUGGUAAAUGGAGAAUUCAGUUGCAAACCAGCUUCCGGAAGUGGAUUCUUUGCCUGAUGGUUUUGUUGAGAGCUCUCCAGAAAUCGUAGCACCUGUGACGCCUUUGAAUGAAAAGGAGCAACCAUUACGUGACUACAAAGAGAAUAAUUCAGUGGAACCGGAUAGCUCUAAUGAUUCAAGCUAUGAAGCAUCACUGAAUGAGUUUGUUUCGGUUGAAGGAAAAGGGGAGAAGGUGCCCAAAAUUCGCACAUUUCCAGUUCCAUUGUCUGAGAAAGAUGGUUAUGACGCUUCUGGAGAAUCUGCCAAUGUCUCUGAUGACGGUUGCUUGGAGCAGAGAGAAGAUUCUUUCGCAAUCAGACCUGAAUCAUCUACGUCCGCUUCAGGAGGAUCAGAUUUAAGAACGAGGAGCAUUAGUGAGAAAGAAAAAGGUCAAUCUGAAGUCCAAAGCUCUGGUAAAUCCUAUCUAGGGGGAUCAAAUGUACCAAUCAGUUCAAUAGAAGCACAAUCGUCUGAAAAUCUGAAAAACCGAAAGGAAGCACUUGAAGGGAAGCGUAAAAGUUCGAGGCGCACCUUCAAAACUGAGCAGGAAUUCCUAGAGUUCACUUUAAAGUAUAAACAAGUUCUUACAGAGAGAGAUGCAGCUAUUUCUGUUCGAGACAAGCUUGAGUCCUUGUGUAGGGAGUUACAGCGCCAGAAUAAGAUGUUAAUGGAUGAAUUCAAAAGAGCUUCGGAGGAGGGGCAGAAUUUGAGAUCAGAUUUAUCCACCAAGUUCGAAGAUGCUAUAAAGGAUGUGAGCGUUAGGCUAGAAGAGCAAAAGGGAGAAUGUCUUUCUCAGCUGAAGGAGAAUGAAAUGCUGCGAGACAAAUUGAAGCAGCUUGCUGAUCAUUACACUCUUUGUCAACAACAAUAUGCACAGGAGCUUAAGCAGAAGUCACUAGAGCUUAAGAUUGCUGAACUGAAAAUUGAGCAAAAUGAAGAAAAGGUGGCACAUGAACAAGCACAAAUAAAGGUAUAUGCAGAGAAAAUAUCACAGCUUUUAGAAACUGAAAAAAGUCUACGUCAACAAUUAACAGCUGAUGGCGAAAAGUUUCAGCAGUUUCAAGAUGCACUGCUGAAAAGCAAUGAGGUUUUUGAAACAUUUAAGCAAGAGAUUGAAAAGAUGUCCAAAUUGACAAAAGACCUAAAAAAGGAAAAUACUUUCUUGAAGAGCAAAUGUGAGAAAUCAGACUAUACUCUUAUAGAACUCGUCGAAGAGCGGGAACGUAUGAAGAAACAAUUGGAGAAGACAAAGAACCAAAAGGAGAAGCUUGAAUCUUUAUGUAGGUCACUACAAGCAGAAAGAAAACAGGGUUCUACUAAUGGCUCUAAUCAAGCUGAGCCUGUUCCAAUCCAAGAAUGAACAUUACAUUAACUCCAGAAUCUCGAGACUUGUACUUUUGUCCCAUGGAUAUCCGAUUCACAAGCUUUUUGUUGUAAAUGUUUUUCUUUUGAGAUGAAUUUCCAUUUUAUUUAACUUUGUUUGAAUCAUGGCACCUAUCUCUUUUGUUUUAUUGAAAAUGUGAAUUUAAAUUACAGGAUCUAUAUGACUCUAUUCCCCA